Sebastes umbrosus (honeycomb rockfish) is the source of this 5544-nucleotide messenger RNA. Its product is annotated as KIAA0825 ortholog. Lineage: Eukaryota; Metazoa; Chordata; Actinopteri; Perciformes; Sebastidae. Bases 584 to 4471 code for a protein of 1295 amino acids. The record is from RefSeq and is a predicted model, not a curated record. The transcript is spliced from 23 exons.
ACUUCACAGCAUAGCGAACUAUUCUGGAGAGGGGGGGCAUUUUUUAUUAAGUAAAAACUUUUGUAGCCAUUAGCAACGUUUAAAUGAUUAUGACUUCGAUUGAAAGGACGUAAAAAUGUGUGUAAAUUAUGUGUGGUGUACAAUUGUAACUACUGUUUGUACAAUUUACGCAUAUUUCCACCGCUAUACAGUAAUCCCCCCCUUGUUUGGUUUGUCAGUUGGACUCUUCCAAGGAGCGGAAGUUUUCAUAGAGCUACUUCCGGGUCGUUGUCACGGACGCUUUCUGUCCCCGGAAGUAACGGCGAUAACUGGAUAACAAAACAGCACUGAUUGAUUAACAGGGAUGUCUGAUCGAUCCAUAACAAUAACUUGAUUCUGACAGAGACGCUCUGCUUAUGAAACCGCACGGUUGUUUUACUAAAACUGUACGUUUUUAGUGACAGCUGUAGAUUAUAGCUUCACAUCUCAGUAAUCUAACGUGGUGGUUUAUUUGUUGUCAUAGCUACAGAGAGCUAUGACGCGGGUCAUAUUCUCCCUACCUGUCAUGGAUUGAUGAACAUAAAGGAGCUGGUGAAAGAGCAGUAUGGAGUGGCCGGGGGAUUUUCCUGCAGACCAUGCCUUCGUGGAGCUGCUGGUUCCCGGGGUUUCCAGUGAGCUGGACUUUGAGCAGCUCCUAAAAGACACAGAGGAGAAACUCAAUCUCAAUGCCAACAGCAUUGAACAGCAGCUAAAGGAGCUCCAGGCCAAAAUGGGUGACUCCCGGGAGCGUCCGCCGAGCCCCUCAGAGUGUCUGCAGUGGUUCAACCUCAGAGCGCACAACAGUUUCCGACCUGUCGCCACAGGACAUCAAGAGCUUAUGGACUUCUUCAGAGCUUUGAAACAGUACCUGAGGUCUGAAGAGGAGGGGAAAGAGGAGGUGACACUACAACUACUGCUGAAUGUGUCUGCUCAGUGCGGUGUCUGCUUUCCCUGCACCCCUUCUUCUUCUUCGUCCUCCUCCUCCUCACUGAUUGCCUCCUCCAUCCUCUUGGUUCACACAGUCAGAGAUGACGCUUCAUUAGAGAUCCAGGAGGCCUGGGAUGAUGUGCGUCUCCAGCUGCGUCGCCACCUGCUGGACCGGCUGUCCUCCCACAGCCCAGAUCAUUCUGGACCCAGACACAUUUCCGUCCCUGAACGGGUCUACUGUCUACAGCAGCUGUUCUUUCUUUACCCCGAGUCUGAGGCCCUCACACAUUACCAGGGUCUGAGAAGCCAAUCCGUGCUGGCUCCUCUGCUCUCUGCCCUGAGCUCAAGCCCCAGCGGUGAGACCAGCUUUGACAGACUGGCUAUAGGCUUCCGCUCUGCGGUCCCGGCUCUGACCAGAGCCCUCACAGAGGAGCUCCAUGUCCUCUCAAGACUAGCAGAACCGCACACCAUCCUGGGUUUCCUUAAUGCAGCCUACCUCAGCACUGUGGCCCGAGAGCUGGCCUCCCUGAUGGAGAGAGAAUGUGAGACGGCACUGAGGGACAACACCACGCUCAGCAGCAAGAUUAAGAAAUAUUCAGCCAGGUCACGGGCAACCGUAGCGCCAAUGGAGCUUCCCAUGAAAAACAGGAGCUUCAGUUUAACUUCCCACCAGUUGAGGGCGUUAACCCAGCUGGCCUGCACCCUGCUGGGGUUUGAGAGGACUGUGAAGGAGCUGGUGACUAAUAUGACCUUCAUCGAUUGCACAGGAGAGACUCCCUGUGUAAAAGGCAUCUUGAAAAAGAAUAGAGAGGAUUCAGACGUGAUAACAGAUGGUAAGAAAUCCCCAGCAGAAACACUUCUCCACAUGCCAGAGGCGCAGGUUUUGGAGUUUGAUUGGAGGUCAGCGUUUAGGGGGCUGGUCCCUCACAUGGCACACUGUGUUAAAGUUGUGCUGGAUGAAUUUUGUGCCAAGAGUCUGCAGCAGGAAGAGGCCUUACAUUCUUCAGGACACACCUCCGUCACCCUGAGCCGCACUACGGGACACACCGCCAUCGCCGCCGGCAACACACACCUCAGAGAAGAUUCCUUCUACACCUACUCCGAGAGGGAGUCUCCCAAAAUGAUAGCCAAGUUCUGUGGAGCAAUCAUGACUGAGCUGGAUGCCUUACUACCCUUGGCAGCAGCCUGCAGGGACAGCUCUCUCCUGGAGGUGCGAUCCAGCUUUGUGGAGGCGUGUAGCAGGGCGGCGUUUGCCGUGCUGGGCCGUCUGCAGGAGAGGGCCCUGGAGGUGCCGUCCUCUGCACCCCUGAGGAACCUGCCUGCUCUGUUGGCCACUUGCGUUUAUGUGCACCAACGACUGGAGCACUACCACGCCAGGCUGAAAGAUUCAAACACUGCUGCAGCUAAAGUACCCCUGACCCUGCUUCCAAUCCAGAAGUACCAAGACACAGUGGAGGCCUUGAGAGACCAGUUGACCAGCUACUGUAUCCACGUUUGUUCCACCUGCAUCCUUCAAGACGCAGAGAGUCACCACUGGGCUGAUCCCAAACCUUUCUAUGAGGGUGAGCGCUGUUCCUUCUCGGUGCAGAUGUGGUUCUACUUCCUGUGUGGGCUCCGUAGCGACCUGUGGGCGGUUCUUCCGGCAGAGAUGGCCAAGGUGGUGCUCGGCCAGGUGCUGUCGGAGACUUUACAGCUGCUGGUGCAAAGAUAUGCCAGGGCCCGUCCUUCGUACAAGAGAUACCUGCAGAUCAGAUGUGACAUCACAGCAGUGUUGCUGUAUGUGGAGCAGCUUAUGUGGAGCGUGUGUGAAAGUCCCGAGGCCUUGGUGCGCUCCAGUCCUUCUUCAGCAAUCGCCAUAAUAGCGGGUGGAUCAGACUGGCUAUACCAAAUCCACAGCCUGUGUGAGCAGCUCCUGACGGUCCUCGUCAUUGUCACAGCACCCCUGUCUUUGCUCUAUAGGAUAUCUAUGAUUAAUCCUGCGAAAGAGUCCACGCCGCAUCAGCCCGACAGCCCUGUUGUCCACUGGUUGAACGCCAUCAACCCUGACCUCUUCACAGAGCAGGUCAUACGAGACGGCCUUGUGGGCCAGGCGGCCUCUGCAUGUCAGCUGAGGCUGCUGACCUCUGACCCUGGACGCAAUCCCAGGUUGCUACUGCGAAUGCUGCUGCACAGAGACUGUCACCUGCCCAGAAUACUCCUGGAAAACUCUCAUUUUUGCCAAGAGAGCUGCUUAGAGACGUCUACUGAGAGCUGCAAGGCAGGAGAUGACUUCAUAGUCGCAUUGUUCAACCUCUUCAGUUGCCUGAAUAAUGUUCCCAAGGCCUUGACUCAGGUCCUUCAACCGUACCUGGAAAGGUCACACAUAUGGGAACAUCUCUACACACUGGCAGACACCACGCGGGCUGUACCUGUAGUGAUCAGCUGUGUCCGAGCGAUAGUUACCAAGUCUACCAACAGCCUCCUGGUACACCUGGUCUCCAUGGUGAUGGGCUGGCAGACCACGGAGGAGCCUAGUGGAGCCUCGUUCAAGCAGAACGUACCGGAGAGCGUCCUGGCUAAAAUACCCAAGGAGUGGAACUACACGCCGCUGGAAGCACGGGGAAAGGAGUCUGCCGCUAAGACUGUCAUAUCUGUAACUAUUCAAGCCUUGUCCUUCAUUUUCACCAACCUGCCCUUGGCUGUGGCGUCCGUGCCUCUCCCCAUCCGCUUCCUCUUCCAAGAGGCAGAGAAGCACCUCUCCCAGCAUGCCCGGCAGCUGCGCUUAAUGGGCCUGUUACUCUGGGCCCUGUUAGGCUGUCUGAUCCAGGGCCUGGAGGACCCAGACACACUAGAACAGACCAGUGGUCUGGCCCUGGACCGUGGGGCAAAGGAGUCCCUGUCCCUGCUGGCUGAGUGCCUACAGGCUACCAUGGGCAUUCAACAGAAGGGUGUUCCCAAACCCACAGUGCAAAAAGUGCUGCAGGCUCUGGAGGAAAAAAGACCCAAGUGGACGAACAUGCAGCUGCAGAAGGCCCGCAAGCUCUGCUCAGACAGUGUAUUUGAGCGAGGAAAGGAAAGCGGAGUCGCUGCGGCUGAACUGACUGAGCAGAAAAUAGGCCUGAUGCUGCUGGAGGUCUGCCACAAAGCAGGUGGCAGCGACUACCUGAGGCAGAUCUAUCACAUCAUCCAAGGCAAUGAGGAACUAUUGAUGUUUAAACUAAGUGGAAGCAGCACAAACUCGUCCAGUAAUCCUCCUCACUUGGUGAACUUUGACCUUGGCUCUGAGAGUCAUGCGGACACUGCCGGUUUCAACCCUCUCCACCGAUUUGACCACGUUGGCAACAAGAAGCUGGAUCAGAGUGCAGUGGUCGGCUGGGCGUGGGACUGGCCGAGGCUGCUGCCAGCCUAUCAGGGCAUGAGUCGGGUCACCUUCAAAACUCUGCUGGCCAACAGCUGUCACGCUGCCAGCUAUCGGGGAGCCACGGGGCUACUGCACCUUGUCUCCACGCCUAUACGCCCAAUCCAUUCUAAAUCACCGCCAUUGUAACACACACACACACCUUUCUAACAAAGGGCACGCUCUGCAUCUGCCAAGGACACAGGUCUAAUAAGGGUGAAGUACGCGGCGCUGUGCUGUGCUGUGACGAGCUUUGUCGCCUUCGUGCCUCCACCCCCUCUUCCCACACACACACACACACACUCCAUUCUUCCUCCCCUUAUUUGCUGCUUUGUUGCAUGUUAAAACAGAUACUGUCAUUGCUUGACUGAGCCAAAUUAGUGUUGGGGCAUACAUGAAUAGAAACUGAAUGAAGUGGAUAUGAAGUCAGAUAGGAAGAGAGAGAGAGAGAAAAAAGAGAUUGGAUGCAUUUUGAGUGACACGGAAAGAGAGAGAAGUCGAUACUGACAAGGAAGGAAGGAUGGGAGUGGGAGGGGGGUAAAGGUUAUAUAAUUCACCCUAAUCUCACAGUAUCAAAGUGGCUGAGAUUCUGCCAUUUGCCUCAUUAGCCUCUCUUUGUUGGGCCAGAGGAGCAGAUUUCAUGGAGGAUUUUGGAGAAUGGCUUUGGUUCUGCCUGAGACGCUCGCACAGAGCAGGAAGUUAGUUUCACGGCUGGCGACAUGUAAGCUGUCAAAGUUUUCCUCAGAUCCAUCUCCGACUCAAAAAAAAAAGAUCUCUCGAGCUAUAGAAGACCAUUCUCGGGAUAAGCGCACUGAUGUCGGAUCCACUGAUCCAUUUGUUAGUGCAGAUAAGGAUAAUGCUUUCUGCAUAACCGCAGACUGAAGUGCCCUCGGCUGUUUUCACAGAGGCUUCGCAACAAUUACUCUUUCGCUCCCUCCAGUCGCCGGACAAACCAGAGGAUACAAUCUCACACUCUUGACAAUGUGAAUAGUAACGACACUGUCUCAUACUGAAUAAAAACACCUAUCACUGUGACCUUGUGAUGUUCUGUGUUUCCUGUCUUAUGAGUUUUAGUCUCCUUGAAUGACUUCCCUUCCCCGUACACAGCCAAUAUAUUUUUUUUCGCUCCCUUGACUGUGUGAGUUAGCAGCGUGGCCCAUUGGCCUCCUAUAUAUUGUUACAGUGGCAGGACAGUUAUUGUGCCCAGGGUUUAUAUCACAUUC